AUGAAGGCAAUCUCGAGCGCUCUGCGUUCGCAUAUAGAGCGACGUCUAUUCGUUUAUCCCAUCAAUAAAUACUUUCAUUUACCGUCUGGAUAUAAGCCUAAUACUGAACCUAUAAAAAAAUUACCUGUUGCUCAGUGUCUCAAGGUAUGGCUAAUGUCAUUAAAACCAAACAGAUUAGAGGAGAUUCAAGACGAGCUUGUACACCUUAUGUAUCCACUGCAUGCAAAAGAUAAUCAUGGGGUAAGCAUUGAAAAGAACAAAAUAAAAAUUGACCAAAAUAACCAUAUAAAUGAGAUUUCAUUCGAAGUAACUAAUAAUCUCGACAAGCCCAUUAAGCAUUUGGUUUUCAUACAUGGAUACGGGGCAUCUUUAGGAUGCUUUGCGAGAAAUUUUCAAAUUAUCAAUAAGCUUAAAGGUUUGAAGUAUAACUACAAGGUACACUUCUUAGAUAACAUAAGUUUCGGACUCUCAUCCAACCCUAGGAUAAAUUCCAAUUUGAUAAGUCACUGGAAGAUCCCACGAUGCGUGCCUAUUAAAUUAAAUGAUCCUGAUCAGCCUACUGACCUCAAAAAAUUACAUAGAAAGUACUAUAAGUUGAUAGAAUCCUAUAGCUGUGGAUCUAGAGAAUUUCAAAAGUACCAAAAGAAAUUUAAACCAAUAAUAGAGGACAUUGAAGCUUAUUAUCUAACAGCAAUAGACAAGUGGAGGAUUGCAUCCAAAUUGGAUAAAAUUGACUUUUUAACAGCCCAUAGCUUCGGAGCAUACUGGUCAGCUUCGUACGCUGUAAAAUACCCUCAUGCACUAAACAACUUAAUAUUAUUAUCACCGGUAGGUCUAGAAAGGCAUGUGCAUGCAAUCACAAAUAACACAAUAAGUGACAAAUCUAAAGAGGUGACACUCAAACCAACGCUAGAUCCUUCUUCCUUCAGGUUUUUAUCGAGGUUACCAAUCUUAUCUAAGCAGCAUGUUAGAAAAUGGUACCAUAUCCAGCCAUAUUUACCUAGACUAUUAAGAUUCAUGGGACCAUUUGGUGUUCAGAAGUUUUAUGAUAUGUGGUAUUUGAAAUUGUUCAAGAUCAAUAGAUUGAUAAGUAAAAAGGGAGGAGCCGAGAACGUAUUCUGCAGUAGCAAUGACCUUGUAUAUGGUACCAAUAAGGAAUGCCAUUUAAUAGUUGAAUAUCUAUACAAUUCAAUGUCUCAAGGCUCAAAUAGUGAUAUAUAUAUAAAAAAUUUGCUUACUCCAAGCACGGUAAGCAAAUGGCCCUUAUACGAUAAAUUUGAGGCAUUUGCAUCAAAACACAAAGAAGAAAUAAUACCUUUCGGUUUACACCUUUCAUACGGACAAUUUGACUUCAUGAACUCAGAAGCUGGUCUCAUGCUUUGCAAUCGAAUCAAUGAAAUAUCUGGACCGGACGCUGCCCACUUUCACGAAAUUAGUGAAUCUGGUCAUAAUUUGUACAUUGACAAUCCCAUGGAAACUAAUGCGCUUAUCGCAAAAAUAGUAGAGCAGGACGAAUUGAAUGGUUAA
Priceomyces carsonii is the source of this 1527-nucleotide messenger RNA. RefSeq lists its product as uncharacterized. The record is from RefSeq and is a predicted model, not a curated record. Gene Ontology annotation, molecular function: A2-type glycerophospholipase activity; lysophosphatidic acid acyltransferase activity. The coding region runs from base 1 to 1527 and encodes 508 amino acids. The transcript has a single exon. Gene Ontology annotation, cellular component: mitochondrion; mitochondrial inner membrane. Lineage: Eukaryota; Fungi; Ascomycota; Pichiomycetes; Serinales; Debaryomycetaceae. Gene Ontology annotation, biological process: phosphatidic acid biosynthetic process; lipid homeostasis; cardiolipin acyl-chain remodeling.